CCGCAUUGGGUGAGGACAGGGAUGCCAUUCAGCAGUGUAUCCUAGGCAUUGAGGAAAAGAAAUGGCAUGCACUGGAUCGCAUGGUAAAGGUUGUCAGCAGUGUUUUUUCAAAACUUUUCUCAACGUGUUUGCCUGGUGCCGCGGCCGUGUUGCGGGAGGAGCGGGACGAUCAGCGGCAUCUUUGCGGUCUUCAGGUGAAAGUCAUGUUUAAUGGCAAGGAAAAGGAGUCCCUGUCUGAGCUGAGCGGUGGACAGCGUUCGUUGCUUGCGUUAUGUCUUAUUUUGGCAAUUCUCCGUGUACGUCAGGCGCCUGUAUACAUCCUUGAUGAGGUGGAUGCCGCGCUUGACCCCAGUCACACACAAAAUAUUGGGCGGAUGCUGCAGACGCAUUUUCCCUCUUCCCAAUUUCUUCUUGUCUCGCUAAAAGACGGGAUGUUUAACAACGCGGAUGUGCUUUACCAGGUGAGUAACACGCAGGGCUACUCGGAAAUCACCCGUAUUGUGUCAGGAGCGGGACGCGCGUGA
This is a messenger RNA of Trypanosoma conorhini, 524 nucleotides long. Its product is annotated as putative structural maintenance of chromosome (SMC). The transcript has a single exon. The annotation marks the transcript as partial. The record is from RefSeq and is a predicted model, not a curated record. NCBI's taxonomy places the organism in Eukaryota, Euglenozoa, Kinetoplastea, Trypanosomatida, Trypanosomatidae.